GCAUUUUGUUCUGCGAGGUAUCAUUGGUAGCGACAUAGCCACCAACACCUGCGCCCCUACCUACCUAAAACAAGAAACCAAAAGCUAGUCGCAUGACGGAUUUUAGGAAUUCUUUCUACCACACUAUCAUUCAUCUCGUUUUUGCUUGAUAUCAACAUACCGACAACACCAUUUCAAAGCCUCUACCAACAAUGAAAGGCCCGCUUCCUGAGUCUCAAGUAACCAUUUUACAGCCAACUUCCACUUCGUCCUAGUUUACUAAGAUAUUCGGCGUCUUUGCCAGCAUGGCCACUCGAGCGCAUUACUUUCAAAUCAACGCUCAGGAAGAACAAUCUAUGCUUAAUGCAUGUUCAUCUGGAGAUAUUAGAGCCCUAGAGCAGCUGUUAAAAAAGCAUGGUGUCCAAGGCGGAAACAACACAGGCAAUCUUCCCUUCGACCAAACAGCUACAGCAGACGGACCUGCCAAGUUGAAUACUAUCUCACUGUCUAUACACACGCUUCUCGAAAAGGCAGUCGCGGCACGGCAACUAGCUGUCGUCAAGCUAAUACUUCAAACAUGCCCUGCCAUAUUACUAACCCACGGCCACGGGGUCGUUCAUACUGUUCUCGAAGCCCCAGACUCUGACAUCCUGCAAGAACUCUGCGCCCACGAUCACACAUUCGCCAGCUUCUCGGUAGAUCACGGCAUGCGCAGCUUUUUAACCGACGCGUGCGCACUACCUCCAGCCCAGGCUGUGCCCAUACUCCAUAUUCUUCUGGACAACAAUGCUGACGUUAACGACGGCUGCGGGCCGGGGGGUGGAGCCUUGUAUGCGGCUAUAAGGGGUGGCCAGCCGGUGGAGAUUGUGAGCAGGAUACUGUCGAAGACUAAAACUGUGAGCGGCAGCCAUGGUAUUCUGGGCAUUCGACGUGGCGACGCGGAUAUUGUAAGAGAACUGUUCUCAAGCGAGGCUACGAAUAGGAAACUCAGAGUUGAAGAAUGUAUCGAAGAGGCAAAGAAGACGGAGGACGAGGAGAUCAUCAAGGUUGUGUAGAAAUGGGCUGAUAAGGAAGUUGAGAAGAAAAUGGGAAAGGUGUCCCAUAAAGUGAAAAGGAUAAGAGGAAUUAAAUUGCCUUCAUGUUCAAUGAACUAGUAUCGCACUCAGGAGAGAAUAUGUUCAUAUACUGUUAUCAGACUCACAUGUUUAACGGUGUCCUUUAACCUGUUGACCAUUUCAAUACAGAAGAUUUAGUGUGGGGUAUGCAACAGAUUUAGCGUCACUCUUGCCAAGAGACGUGAUAUAAGUACGCUUGUUGGCGAAUGGACCCCAAUCAGAACCAACAACGAUUUGAAAGCUGUGA
Messenger RNA from Xylaria bambusicola, 1341 nucleotides. RefSeq lists its product as uncharacterized. NCBI's taxonomy places the organism in Eukaryota, Fungi, Ascomycota, Sordariomycetes, Xylariales, Xylariaceae. The coding region runs from base 285 to 1034 and encodes 249 amino acids. The record is from RefSeq and is a predicted model, not a curated record. The transcript has a single exon.